Molecule: messenger RNA, 532 nt
Organism: Trichoderma harzianum CBS 226.95
Lineage: Eukaryota; Fungi; Ascomycota; Sordariomycetes; Hypocreales; Hypocreaceae
Exons: 2
Coding region: 261-449 (62 amino acids)
Source: RefSeq, a predicted model, not a curated record
CUUAUCCACAGCUCCAUCCGGUCAACAACUGACGUAGCUCCAAUUGACACAUGCCGCUUGGCGACGACAAUCAGUGCCGGGCAUUGCCCACGGCUCAACUCGACUGGAUUCGAUUCGACUCGAACUCUCAUUGACAAGCUGCUGCGUCUACAUGCUGCCCAGCUACUAACUAUACCUGUACGCGUACCAAGUGUUGUAUUCGUACACCUCAGCGCUUCCUCCAAUUGCCGCCGCCGCUAGGUAUUUCCGCUUCCAGUUCCAUGCUUCCCUCAGCCCGCCAGCCCUCCAUCGCUCCUGCCUGCCCCCCGACCUGCCAUCGUUUGCUGGCCCGGUCCUACCUGCCUGCCUUGCCCGCCUGCCUUGCCUACCUGCCUACCUGCUUUCUUUCCUGCGUCCCUGCGUCCCUGCGUCCCUGCCUGUCUAGCUCGCCACAAAAACCGACCGCCUGAGGCAUCAUCAUCCAGCGUCCAGCCCCCGAGGCAGGCACGAAUCAUCUGCACCGCUUGCCCUGGUCUGUGGCGACUCGGUCAAG